CUCAGGAAGACAGUACUCUUUUUCACAAAUCUCGUGACCCAUUUUUGGAUCCUAAUCCCCAUAAUCAUAUACUGGCAUACAGCCAGGCAGCCAGCUAGCAUAUACUACUGUAUUAGUGUAAAGAGGUUGAGGAAUGGGCGGAGAGAGGCGAGGCGCAGCUUAUGAGUUACUGUUUCUGAUUGCCUUUAUAGCACUUGCAUCGUGGGUGUCUUACCAUUUGCAGGUUAAGGUUCUCCCUCAGCCGCUGACUGCGGAGGUUGCCGGAGAAAGCGGCUUCUCCGAGGUCGCCGCAUUCAACCAUCUUCAGGCUUUGGCUCGGUUCGGUCCCCAUCACCUCGGUUCUAUUGCUCUUGACCAUGCCGUCCAAUAUGUAUUGGAAGCUGCAGAAACCAUUAAGGAAGAGGCAGACGAAGAUGUUGAGGUGGAGGUUGAACUGUUUAAACCCAACUCUGGUGUUAACAAUCUUUUUUCUGGAAGAUACUUUGCGAAAACCCUAGUUUAUGCCGAUCUCAAGCAUGUCUUAAUAAGAGUAUCACCAAGGAAUUAUGCACCUGAUUCUGAAUUUAGAGCUCAAGACAAUGCUAUUCUUGUUUCUUCCCACAUCGAUACAGUUUUCUCAGCUGAGGGAGCUGGAGAUGACAGUUCUAAUGUAGCGGUAAUGCUGGAGCUUGCUCGAGCACUUUCCCAUCAAGCUCGGGGUUUUAAGAAUUCUAUAAUAUUCUUUUUCAAUACGGGGGAGGAAGAAGGCUUGGAUGGUUCUCAUAGCUUUAUAACUCAGCAUCCUUGGGUUAAUACGAUCAGAGUAGCUAUUAACUUGGAAGCCAUGGGUAUUGGCGGGAAGUCUGGAAUAUUUCAGGCAGGUUCUGAUCCAUGGGCAAUUCAAAAUUUUGCAAAAGCCGCAAAAUAUCCAACUGGCCAAAUUAUUUCACAGGAUUUGUUUUCUUCUGGGAUAAUACAAUCCUCAACUGAUUUUCAAGUGUACCAAGAGAUAGGUGGUCUUUCAGGCCUUGACCUUGCAUUUACACACAAAACAGCUGUCUACCACACUAAGAAUGACAAGGUUGAGCUUUUGAAACCGGGUUCUCUCCAACACUUAGGUGAAAAUAUGCUUCCAUUUCUACUUCGGGCUGCAAAAUCAAGUGAUCUUCCACAAAGCAAUGCGACUUUAUCUAUUGAAAUAUCAGAGGAUACAGUUGUAUACUUUGAUAUCUUGGGGAAGUACAUGAUGGUAUACAACCAAACUUUUGCUGAUAUGAUCAACAAAGUAGUGAUAGUGAUAUCAAUUGUGGUAUGGACUGGAUCAUUGACUGCGGGAGGGAUGACAUCUGUUAUUUCAAUGGCAUUUUCACUUUUGAGUAUUGUUGCAAUGUGGAUAUGCUCAAUUGGCUUCUCUCUCGUCGUUGCUUUCUCCCUUCCACUUGUAUCACAAUCACCAGUCCCCUUUAUUGCAAGCCCGUGGUUGGUGAUUGGUUUGUUUGCUUCACCGGCUCUUCUCGGGUCCUACAUUGGUCAACAUGUAGCUUAUCUUCUUCUUCACAAGUUCUUAUCAUAUACAUAUACACAAACAGAGGGGUUUUUGCCUCUUACCAUCCGAAAUAGGGUGGCCGAGUUACAUGCUGAGAGAUGGAUGUUUAAAACUGGUCUGUUGCAAUGGCUUCUUGUCUUGUCAGUGGGAAACUCUUACAAGAUUGGUUCUUCUUAUUUGGCCUUGGUUUGGAUGGUCUCACCUGCAAUUGCUUAUGGUCUACUUGAGGCACUGGCACGAUCAAACGAAAAACUCAACCCUCUAACCUUGAUGAUCGGAUUGACUGUGCCAAUUGUGGUGUCGUCCGGUGUGUUUGUUCAGCUAGUGAAUACACUAAUCGGAAGUUUAGUUCAAUUUGGAAGUAGCCCUGGCACCCAUCCAGACUGGAUGGGGAGUGUACUUGUUGCAAUACUUGUGGCAGCUACAAUAUGCCUGACAAUGGUGUAUCUUCUACCAUAUAUUCACAAUUCAGGGGCAAAGUCUGGAUUUAUAGUUGCAACCUGUAUUUUGUUUGGCAUCUCAUUCGGCAUGGUACAACAAGACAUGGUUCCGCCUUUUACCUGCAAGACUGUUAGAGCGGUGAACGUUGUGCAAGUCAUUAAUGCUACCGGAAACUCUACAAUGUCACACAUCUCCCUGUUUUCGUCAACUCCGGGAAAUCUGGAUGUGGAGGCUGAAAAUCUUGGAGAAGGGUUUGUUUGUGGAAGAGACAGGUCUUUUGAUUUUGUGACUUUUAAAGUCAAGUACAGCUGCUGGACAAAUCCGAAUGCCGAACAUAGCUUGAAGAGACCCCAAAUUCCCGAACUUCGUCAUGUCACUAGUGAUAUACAGGGAGACACGAAAACUAGUGUGGUCAAUAUCAAUACAUCAACUUCCUCUCGUUGGUGCUUAUCGAUUAAUACAGAUGAAGUUGAAGACUUUCAGCUCGAAGAUGGUGAGGGAGAGUUGAUUUCGCUUGGUGAGAAGAACAUUUUGGAUGGUUGGCACCUAGUUCAGUUUGCUGGUGGGAGAAAUGCACCAAGGGAGUUCAACCUGACUCUUUAUUGGCGGAAAAUGAAGAAGUCAUGGGCAGGUGAGAAGAGGUUCAAUGAGGAUGGUAAUUUGUUGCUGAAGUUGAGAGUUGAUUAUGAUCAGCAGACUCCAGAAAUGGAUAUGGUGUUCAAGAAGCUCCCGCGUUGGGUUUCUCAGUUGGGGAAGUCCACAUUGCCUUUCGCAUUAGCUUACUACCAGACCAUAUCUGUUGCUGAAACAAUGGGUGUGCCACUUUAUCUUACAAGCGAGUAGUUUUGAAGGUUUCGGUCAAGACUGCAAUAAAUAAUAAAGUGGUGAAAUAAUAAUGAGGUUCAGGUGUGAUACCACAUUGCACUUUCACCCAUUGCAGCAACCCAUUCGAGUAUCGGCUUGAGGAUAUGUUCAUUUGGUUUAAUCCAAUCAGGGGGCUCAAAUUUGUAUCAUAAGUUCAUACUAAUUGCUAUGUGACAAAAAACUAUGGCACUAAUUUAGAAGGAUUUAUCAAUCCGUGUCCUACUUCAUCAAAAGAUAUUUGGCUUAGACUCCUUAUGAAGAAUCUCUCCCAAUCACAAAUGUAUCAAAAUUGUUAUUCUUUGUGUAGUAAUUAUAACUGGUUAUUCGAUUCAAAAUUACUUUUGUCUAGUUUGUGGCAUAUAUGUUUCAAGUAUUCACACUAAUGCGAAAAAUUAUUAUUACCC
Messenger RNA from Cuscuta epithymum, 3234 nucleotides. NCBI's taxonomy places the organism in Eukaryota, Viridiplantae, Streptophyta, Magnoliopsida, Solanales, Convolvulaceae. The record is from the annotation of a GenBank genome assembly.